Penicillium cataractarum is the source of this 360-nucleotide messenger RNA. RefSeq lists its product as uncharacterized. NCBI's taxonomy places the organism in Eukaryota, Fungi, Ascomycota, Eurotiomycetes, Eurotiales, Aspergillaceae. The transcript has a single exon. The coding region runs from base 1 to 360 and encodes 119 amino acids. The record is from RefSeq and is a predicted model, not a curated record.
AUGCUUCGCUCCGCCGCCAAACCCAAGCUUUCCUUGAGCAUCGCUACUGCCAAUACCGCGCGACCCUCUCUAUCAUUGAAGUCACCAGUUGCCCCUCGUACUCCAAUUUCGCCAGCGAGCCCUGCAACCAAGCGUUUCUCUACUUUGCAAGUUCCAAGUUACUCUUAUGUCAACUCGUGCUCGUCAAAGAGCAUCCUCAAGAAGAACUCGGCGGUUCGACCAAGUGCCGCAGACAAGCGCAUUCAGUUCAGUGGCACCCCCACUGUCCACUGCGUGACCCCAAUUGAGAACACCGAUGAAUACUACGGCAAGCAUACCAAGAUUUCCCGAGAAGAGCGACGAUGGAUGGUCCGCGAGUGA